This is a messenger RNA of Bombyx mandarina (wild silkworm), 3650 nucleotides long. Its product is annotated as solute carrier organic anion transporter family member 4A1. Gene Ontology annotation, molecular function: protein binding. The record is from RefSeq and is a predicted model, not a curated record. Gene Ontology annotation, cellular component: basolateral plasma membrane. Gene Ontology annotation, biological process: sodium-independent organic anion transport; transmembrane transport. NCBI's taxonomy places the organism in Eukaryota, Metazoa, Arthropoda, Insecta, Lepidoptera, Bombycidae.
GACAGGUGUCCGGUCGCACGUACCGACUCGUGAAUUCACAAACUAAGGCGCGCAAAUCACUUUUACUUUUUUUAAAUUGCGUCACGAAUUUCGUAAUCUGUGCUCGUUUUUUUUUUUUUAUAAUCAAAACAAUUCGCGCUUUUUUCGCGAGUGUGUGUUCAUAGAUAGACGUGUUCAUUUUGAAUUGUAUAAUGAGAAAGUGUUUAUGAAAUUUGUGAUUAAAAGAAAAUUAAAAUGGUGACGUUAGAAGAAGGUGGUUGCGUUAACAAGGCCUUUGAAGCUGUCGACGAUGGCUUCCAAACCAUCGACCUUCGGAACAACGGCCGAGACGAGAAAGGGAGUUCAAGAGGACAGACACAAGUGGAAGACUCAACGUCGCAAAGCAACGACAGGGACCACACGCUUCUCUGCGGUUGGGGAAGGUUUCGUCCGAACUGGCUCCAGAGGUUCCGUACAGCUAAAUGGGCUUUGUUCUGGUUAUGCUGGGCAGGAGCUAUACAAGGUAUGGUGGUGAACGGGUUUGUGAACGUGGUGAUCACCACUAUAGAGAAGAGAUUCGGCCUUCGAUCCAUGCAAACAGGAGUUAUCGCUGGAGGGUACGACAUGGCAUCGUUUGCAUGCCUGGCUCCAGUCACGUACCUCGGUGGAAGAAGCGGCUCCUCCAAACCUCGGUGGCUCGGAUGGGGCGUGCUGUUAAUGGGCACAGGAUCAUUACUCUUCGCACUGCCACACUUCCUGGUACCUCCUCAUCGAGUGGCCAAUGAAGAUGCUGAUGAUAUUUGCGUGCUUAAUAGAACUUUGGAUCGUUGCGAAGAAGACACACCGGCCGAAGGGGGUGCUUGGGCAGUCGCGAUAUUUGUGUUCGCCCAACUACUGCACGGAGCUGGCGCCACGCCCCUCUUCACGCUUGGAGUCACUUACAUAGACGAGAACGUGUCGAAGAAGAUGUCUUCAGUAUAUCUGGGCGUGUAUUACACGAUGGCAGUGGUGGGUCCAGCCAUGGGCUACGUGCUGGGUGGGCAGAUGCUGACCAUUUACACUGAUUUCUUGUCCACGGACGCCGGAUCGUUAGGAAUCACUCCUCAGAGCUCUGUCUGGAUUGGUGCUUGGUGGAUCGGGUUUAUCCUAUCAGCGUUGCUCUGUCUCAUAGUGGCGGUACCACUGUUGGCGUUCCCCCACGAAUUACCAGGUGCAUCAGAAAUCAGAGCAUCCAAAGUUUCCGAAGCGCACGAAGGAGCUGCAUCUAAGUCAGCCGCUUUCAGCGCUUUGCACGAGCUGCCACAAGCCGCCGUGGCGCUGCUCAAGAACCCAACGUUUUUGUUCCUGAACCUGGCAGGAGCAAGCGAGGGCAUGCUCAUAUCCGGUUUUGCUGCUUUCCUGCCGAAGCUGAUUGAGAACCAGUUUGCGGUCUCGGCUUCCGAAGCUGCGUUGCUCUUAGGUCUGAUAACGGUCCCAGCGGGCGGCGGCGGCACGUUCCUGGGCGGCUGGCUGGUGAAGCGGCUCGAGCUGGCGUGCGCCGGCAUCAUCAAGCUGUGCAUCGGCGCGACCCUCGUGGCAGCCGCCUUCACCUUCUGCUUCGUGCUGUCCUGCGACGACUACCCCUUCGCGGGACUCACGGUGCCCUACGACAGCCCAGCCGUGCCAGGGUCGGACGGGCUGCUGGCGGACUGCAACUCGGGCUGCUCGUGCCCGCGCUGGCGCUACUCGCCCGUGUGCGGCGCGGACGGCGCGGUGUACUACUCGGCGUGCCACGCGGCGUGCACGGCGCGGCGCCUGCGCGGGCGGGGGGGCGCGGGGGGCGCCGUGCUGUACCGGGACUGCGCCUGCAUCCGCACCAAUGCCACGCUGCCACUCUACUACGCGCCAGGCGGAGAGGGCGCCUCCGCCGAGAGCUACGAGGCCAUAAACAGCAUCUGCAGCACGGACUGCCCGUUCCUGUGGCUGUUCGUGGCGCUGUCGUUCUGCGUGAUGCUGUGCACGUUCCUGGCCACCAUGCCGGCGCUGUCCGCCACGCUGCGGUGCGUGCGUGAGGACCAGAGAUCGUUCGCGCUGGGCAUACAGUGGAUCAAGGUCCGGCUGCUGGGGACCAUCCCGGCCCCCCUGCUGUUCGGGUUCCUCAUAGACGCGUCGUGUGCCCUGUGGGCCGCGUCCUGCGGCGCCUCGGGGGCCUGCGUGCAGUACCGCAACGCCGACAUGAGCAAAUACAUGUUAGCUUUAGCGCUGGCGGGCAAGCUCUGUUCUCUUCUCUUCUUCUCGCUGGCGUGGUGGUUCUACCGGCCACCCAGCAGUGGGAGCAGCAACGCGGUCAUACCCUCGGUGGACCUGGUCGUCUGCGACAAGGUCAACGGGUCCGCCGCCGGUGCCCGUGGAAUCGUGCAAAACGGGACUCUGGACAAGGCUAAUGGUUAUUGCAACGCCGCCCUGGAGUGCAGUGAUCAUUUGUGAACUGGGUUCAGUGUCCACACCAGCCCUGGCUGCGGGUCGGCCGCGGAGUGCCCUCGUGUGCUAGUCUGCGCUGGUUCGACCCUGGACACCACCAUCACCAUGCCCAUCUGAGCAUAGAGACUCACCGUCGCUCAAAGACGACAACAACCGUAGGACACGCUUGAGGAACCAUCUCGGAUGAUUUUGAACAGGACUCGGGAACGAUAAUGAACCGUAACGACUAGUCUACAAGGUACCCUUUACAGAGUACCAAUGAGCACGGUACUGAGCGAGCUAGGUCUACAGUAAAUAUCGUCUGCUCAAGUUCAGUACGCACAAAUGAUAGGACAUUUCGUGAAUUAGCAAUUAAUCUAUCACAUAUUCGGGUUUGUAAUAUUAAAGUAUAUUUAAGACUAAUUAUAAAUAAUAAAACAGCUACCAAAAAAAAACUAGGUACAUAGUGAAUAUCUAAAGAAUGUACAAGUGACGAAAAGUCAAAAUUUGACGCGACUGACUCCGAUCUGCUUAUUUGUAACCGACUUAAAAAAUGAGGAUUUUCUCAAUUUGACUGGUUUUUUAUGUGUGUGUCACCGCAAAACUUAUCGUAGGUGAAUCAACAUUGAUUAAUCUUUUCUUCUUUCUUUUUUAAAAGUUAGUGCUUCUCACAUGGUCCCAUUUAAGUUUUAUGAAGAUCCGACCAAUAAAUAGCCUAUGAGUUAUCCUUAAUAACACACAUUGAACUGUCUACGACUAAAUUGAUGAUAUUAAUUUUAUUUUUAUUUUAAUGAAAUUCUUUAUUUGUACUAUAGCAAUUUUCCAAGGUCUUUUUUAUUUUCUCUGUAUAAUUUCGAUUCAAUUAUAGGUAUAAUCAUAAUUGAAAGUAUAAUAAUAAACACACAGCCACUGGGCUGGGCACAGUAUGUAUACAGGGUUACAGGUUUAGUCGACCUAUUCCCGUUAAGAGCGUGUAGCUUACAUCGUUUCUGACUGAUUUGACUGUGAAACACCCUACCCUAAAUCUAACCGAUCUGGAGAUAUUUCAAUUUAAUUGUUUUUUAUAAAAAAUACCUGAUACCACGUAUUGAAUCAGAUUGAGUGGCAAAUCAUCUAAUAGGUCAUUUAGGUCUCCUCGCAGGAAAUGUUCAUAGUAUACCUCAUUUAAAUUGUCGGGGAGAAAGUAAGGCCCAAUCAAAUGAUUGGAAAUAAUGCCCAUCCACACAUUCAGG